AAUGUCCUAGAUAAAAAAAAAAUUUUUUUUUUUAAUCCUAUUUUACUAUAAAAGGGUUUAAAUUUCAAAAUUUUUUUUUUUGUGUGGGAAAAAUCAAUAUGCCCAAAAAAAAGCAAAAAAGCAGAAAUAAAUUAAGAACGGAGGAAAGAGAAAUAGAACGCAGAGAAAAUUAUUCAAUAUCUGAAAUAGUAGAAAUAGUAUUCGAACUGGAAGACAAAAUCAAAAAUAUGGAUAAUAAAUCAAGAACGGAGGAAAGAAAAAUAGAACGCAAAAAAGAUUAUUCAAUAUCUGAACUAGAAGAAAAAUUAUCCGAACUGAAAGUCAAAGUCAAAAAUAUUGAACAUAAGGGUAGAAGGGGUAAAAAUAAGGAUAGAAAUAAGGGUAAAAAAAGAGCAAAGAAUGAAUUUUCAGAAGAAGACAAAAAAAUCAUUGAUAAUUUAAAUGAAAAAAAAGUCGCCCAUGAUAUACAAACACUCUUAGACCUUCAUAAAAAACUGUAUAGUAAAGAGGGAAAAGAGGUGAAACAAGGAAAGAAUGGCUUUUUCAUUUAUCAGCGACUUGUCAAAAAGGUAGUAAAAGAAUUUAUUGAAAAAAGCGAAAACGAAAAAAAAAUUAGCCUUAAGGAAAAUGUUCUCACUCAUUAUUCUGGAAAACUGUGGAACGAACUCAGUAAUGAAGAUAAGGCUGAGUUUUCCAGUCUUAUGGACAGACCUAAAAAAGGAGAAACAGUGUUUGUCGCCAGGUACAGUGCUCCUGAAUGUAUUGUUAUCAAUAGUGAUAGUGAAGAUGAUGUAAAGCAAAAAACUGGUAAUUUAAAGCCUAUUAUAAAACUCCCCUUCCCUUCGAUUUGUACUCAAAUGCCACCAUACCAAAUAGUUACAAACAAAACUAGUAAAUAUAAAUCUCUUACGGACCAAAAACAAAUAUUAGACAAACAAGUACGAAUCUAAAAAUCCCAAUAAAGAUAGAAAAAAAUUGAUCACAAAAAAAUUCACAAUCCCAAUUAUUUUUUGCUCAAUUAGGAAGUUUCGAUUUAUUUUAGUUCCAUCUGGCAAACCUAUUUCUUGUUUACUUUUUUUUUUAGAAUUUUUUACAUAUAAAUAUGUAAGACAUUUAAUACGAGAUUUUUCUACCAUCCAAAUUUGUUCUUAUUUAUA
Molecule: messenger RNA, 1157 nt
Organism: Rhizophagus irregularis DAOM 181602=DAOM 197198
Lineage: Eukaryota; Fungi; Glomeromycota; Glomeromycetes; Glomerales; Glomeraceae
Source: RefSeq, a predicted model, not a curated record